AUUUCUGAAAAGAGGAUAUUUAUGAGGCUUUAUAGAAGUCCCGGGACAGCGUGGCUCGGGCUCUGCAGUCUGACGACAGACAGCCCAAGUUGACACAGCGGGUCACAUUGCCCUCGACAGAGGGCCACACAACGAGCAAAGUGCACACAGGAAGUCGCUUCAUUUUUCAGAAUCUAUAACGCAAGCCAUAAUGCAGCGGUGUGAUGGCAGAGUCCCGGAUCGGCUGUGGUUCUCGCCGCUUGUUGUCGUGUAUGUUGUAGCAUUAUGUGUCGCACCUGUAGUGUUACACCCGCAGUGUUUGGACUUUAAGCCGCCCUUCCGACCGCUGAGGGAGCUCCAGUUUUGCGUAAUGUACAAAGAGUUUGGCUGCUGUGAUUAUCAGAAAGACCAGGAGUUGAUUACAAAGUACUACCGGAUUAUGGAUAAUUUUGAUCAUCAUGGAUAUACCAACUGUGCUGGGUUCGUCUUGGAGCUGCUCUGCCAGGAAUGCUCUCCAUAUGCAGCUCACCUUUUUGAUGCUGAGGUCCCGACCACCCCAGUCAGGACCAUCCCUGGCCUCUGUCCUGACUACUGCUCCCAGUUUUGGAAAAAGUGCAGCUCCACCAUCCCUUUCCUGUCUGAUGACCCGCACAUAGCCAAAGUCAAAGAAGACCAGACACAUCUCUGCCAGUACCUGGAGCUAGACGAUGUGGACUACUGUUACCCACACCUCCUCAGCAACCAAAAGCUCACCCAGAAUUUGGGGCGGGUUAAGUCAGACUUAGACGGCUGUCUACAGCUUUGCCUGGAGGAAGUUGCGAACGGCCUGCGGAACCCACUAGCUAUGGUGCACGCCAAUGAUGGCACACAUCGGUUCUUUGUGGCAGAACAGGUGGGCUUGGUGUGGACGUACCUUUCUGACCGGUCCAAACUGGAGAGACCAUUUUUGAACAUUUCUAAGGCGGUGUUAACAUCAGCAUGGGAAGGGGAUGAGAGAGGCUUUCUGGGACUUACCUUUCACCCUAAGUACAAGUACAAUGGGAAGCUGUAUGUGUAUUACUCAGUGGAGGUGGGUUUUGAUGAGAGGAUCAGGAUCAGUGAGUUUCAUGUGUCAGCCAAUGACAUGAAUGUGGUGGAUCAUGCCUCUGAGCGGGUGAUUCUAGAGAUCGAUGAACCAGCAUCCAACCACAAUGGAGGGCAACUUCUAUUUGCAGACGAUGGCUACUUGUACGUUUUCACAGGGGAUGGUGGAAUGGCAGGAGACCCAUUCGGGAAAUAUGGCAACGCCCAGAACAAGUCAGCUCUGUUGGGUAAAGUUCUCCGCAUUGAUGUGGAUGACAAUGAGAGAGGCCCUUUGUACAGAAUUCCUCCAGAUAACCCAUUCAUACAGGAGCGAGGGGCACGACCUGAGAUUUAUGCUUACGGUGUACGCAAUAUGUGGCGGUGUUCUGUGGACAGAGGUGACCCUCGGACCAAAGAGGGCAAAGGACGUGUCUUCUGCGGGGAUGUGGGCCAAAACAAGUUUGAAGAGAUCGACAUCAUUGAGAAAGGUCGAAACUACGGCUGGAGAGCCAAAGAGGGCUUCUCCUGCUACGAUAAGAAGCUGUGUGCAAACAGCUCGCUAGAUGAUGUCCUCCCUAUUUAUGCGUACUCUCACAAGAUGGGCAAGUCAGUGACUGGUGGCUAUGUGUACCGAGGCUGCGACUACCCCAACAUGAAUGGCAUGUACAUAUUUGGAGACUUUAUGAGCGGGCGUUUGAUGAGUUUGCGGGAGGACACAGGGGAAUGGAAGUACAAUGAGAUCUGUAUGGGGAUGGGCCUGACCUGUGCCUUCCCUGGACUCGUCAACAACUACCACCAGUACAUCAUCUCCUUUGCAGAGGAUGAAGCUGGUGAGCUGUACUUCAUGUCGACUGGAAUACCAAGUGCUACAUCACCUUCAGGAGUCAUUUAUAAAGUGGUGGACCCCUCAAGACGUGCUCCACCGAGACAAUGUCACUAUGACCCUCUUCCUGUCAGAGUGAAAAGUAACCUCAUCAAGUUUGUUCCUCUGGAAACAUUAAUCAGUGUUGAGCCACCAAACAAAAUGAAGCCUGAGCCAAAACCCACAGAGUCCUCUGACUGGCUCCAAGAGCUCAUUGACAGUCUAGGAGGGCUAGUCCCGACCCCCCCUUUGCCUACCACAACCACCAAAUCCCCCAGACAUUCAAGGCAGAACGGCAGACAUAGGAAGGGCAAAUCCAGAACGGAGAGUGUGCCCGAGCUCCAGAAUGGAGUAGUGAGGCUGGUUGGGGAUGAACAAGGCCGGAGAGACCGUGGACGUGUGGAGAUCUACCUUAAUGGGGAGUGGGGCACUGUGUGUGACGACCUAUGGACCAUCAAGAAUGCUGCAGUGGUUUGCCGGCAACUGGGCUUCAGAUACGCUCUGAAGGCAGCCAAGAACUCAGAGUUUGGGGAAGGGAAGGAUCUGCAGAUUCUUCUGGACGAUGUUCAGUGUGAAGGGACAGAGUCCGGCCUGCUGGACUGCAAACAUGUCGGCGUGGGGACACAUAACUGUGCCCACUAUGAAGACGCCGGGGUGAUCUGUGGCAACUCAGACUAUGUUAUACAAGUCUAAAUGUUUGACAACUAUGAAAUCAGAGCUAAUUAACAUUAAACAUGUUGUCUUAAAAAUCCACCCUAAUUUUAACAGUAAGACACUGGUAUUUUAAAUAGCCUGUUGGUGGAGAAUGUUCUCGUUCCAAUGAAAGAGCACACCAAACAUACCACUUAUCUCUCUGCCAUGAUAUUUUCAGCAGCUACAAUGGAGUUCAUUAGCAUACAUUUGCAAUGUUUGCUGUAGUCGAUCUCAAUAAAAAGGGCAAAUCUUGUAAUCUUGCAAAUUUAAUACAAUAAGCUUUGAAUAAGGGGCAUGGCGCUUAUUUUUCUCACAGAACAGGUGAAUGCAAAAAGUUUAGGAAAUCACAAUCUAAGGCAGGAAGUGAUGAAGAUUUAUUAACACCAGCAAAGGCAAUCCUUUCAUCAAAGCAUGCCAGAGCUUAACAGCUAACCUAAUAGCUGAAAUGAAUUGGGGAUAUCUAAUACUGUAACUGUAUCCAAUGGUGGGUUUUUCCUCCAGUAAUGUUUUACUUUUUUUUUAGUAGUGGCACAUCGAUUCUCAUCAAGUUAAUUUUUAAUUUUCCAUCACAGACUUGAACGUUUCAUUUGAAUGUGUGUUUGGCACUAUUGCAUCUCAGUGAUUUUGUUACAGUAACACAUUUGACAUUUACUGCCUGAAUGUCAUAUUUCCUGGUAAAUGUUCAAUCCCCUCUGAAUGAAUGUAUGGUGUAAUAUGAUAUAAUUUUAGUAAAUCAUUUUAAUAAAAGCUUUCUAAUCUG
Messenger RNA from Cottoperca gobio, 3356 nucleotides. It is a transcript of the gene hhipl1, whose product is annotated as HHIP-like 1. The coding region runs from base 191 to 2596 and encodes 801 amino acids. The record is from RefSeq and is a predicted model, not a curated record. Lineage: Eukaryota; Metazoa; Chordata; Actinopteri; Perciformes; Bovichtidae. The transcript has 10 exons. Gene Ontology annotation, cellular component: membrane.